Messenger RNA from Athalia rosae (coleseed sawfly), 2142 nucleotides. RefSeq lists its product as uncharacterized. The transcript has 8 exons. Lineage: Eukaryota; Metazoa; Arthropoda; Insecta; Hymenoptera; Athaliidae. The coding region runs from base 16 to 1593 and encodes 525 amino acids. The record is from RefSeq and is a predicted model, not a curated record.
GACAAGCCGGCCGGCAUGAAUUUGCUAGCGAAAUCGCACAUGACCUUCGGAAAAGUUUACGACGCAACUUAUCCGCGACGCGUUACGGUCGGUCAUUUCUUUUCCGCCGACGAUUGUAGUUUAAAUGCGAAUCUUGAUCCGCUAAGUAUACGUACAUACAUCCCUGGCGACUGGCUCCUAUACAAUCACAUUUGGAAUCCAAUCUCUAUAUCGCUAUCAACGGCAGAUAGGCUUCAGUACAACUUCUUCCCGAUAGCAUCUGGGCAGCUACAAUUCCGAGUAAGAGCGCCGCACGAUGCUCACAUCGCUCUAACAACGGGACCCCAAGAGGGUGAACCCAUGUACGAGGUUUUCCUCGGAGGAUGGUCUAACUCGAAAUCUGUCAUCCGUAAAAAUAGGUCAAAGCCUGAUGUCGCCGAGGUUGAUACUCCGGGAAUUCUAACUGGUAGUGACUUCCGCGGUUUCUGGAUCAGAUGGUACAAUGGUACCAUCGAUGUUGGAAAGGAAGGUGAACCAUCUCCAAUCUUAUCGUACCACGAUCCACAACCGUUUGGAAUCGGUUACUUUGGCGUUUGUACUGGUUGGGGAGCUACCGGUGAAUGGGUUAUCGAAGGUCGCAGUCCCCUGAAAACGGGUGAUCAGCUAAAGUACAAUUACUAUCCCGUGAGAAAUGGCAAUGUAAUGAUAGAGGUCAACGCGGUGAGCAACGCCCACAUCGCCCUAACUCAAGGAAAGAACGAAACGACUCCGAUGUACGAAGUACUGUUGGGUGGAUGGAACAACAUGGCAUCUGUUAUCAGAUACGAUCGCAAACAGCCCGACAAGGUUCGAGUAGAUACACCUAAUCUCCUAUCAGCGAACGAACGCAAGAGAUUUUCCAUCUCUUGGUUCGCCGGACAUAUCGUGGUUCGUGUUGGAAAUGAAAAUGGGCCUGUGCUCAUGGAGUGGCAUGAUCCAAACCCCAUCGGCAUCAGCUAUAUUGGCGUGCGUACUGCUUGGGGUGCAACUGGAAAAUGGAUCAUUCGAUUUGACCGGCCAGGACCGGUAGUACUGCCGUCUACUCAUGCACAGCCCAUAAAGCCUACAGAGCCUUCAAAGAGUUUAUACCCAGACCUACGGAAAUAUGCUGCCCCUCCGUCCGCUCCCGCUGCGUACUCUUAUCAGCCCAGCGGGACAUGUUGGGUUGAUGCUGCCGGUGGACAAGUUCCUCCCGGUGCCCUCGCUGGAGGUCAAGAUGGAGGAGAGCCUCUUUUCGUAGCAAGAGCUCAACAUCAAGGAGCCCUGAUCCCUGGCAAGCUUAAGCCAAGUCACAACGUCUGUUAUAUCGCAUGGGGAGGACAAGAACAUGGCAAGCCCGAAUACCAGGUGCUUUGCGGCAGUAGCGGUUCGUGGAUACCAAUAAGCGGUGGCAAUGUUCCUCCCAAUGCAGUUCCAGCUGGAGAAUCCGAAGACGGAGAGCCACUUUUUGUUGGGCGAGUGAACCAUGAAGGAACCUUGACUAUUGGAAAGGUUCAGGCUUCACACGGCGUUUUGUACAUUCCUUUUGGAGGAGUCGAAGUCGCUUUCCCCAACUACGAAAUUUUGGUCCAGUAACAUCUUUUCUGAAGCCAGUCGAUCCAAUUCGAUUACUUUUUUUUUUGUUUUCCUAAUUGUUACCUUUUCCUUUUCGCACAUUGAAGAUUCGCAUUUUAUGAAAAUAGUGAAAUAAAUCUUAUUUCAUUUUUAUUUUAUUUCAAUGGCGUAGUUGCGCGACUGACAAAGAUAAUAAAGGAAUAAAACUUUGCAACACCGUUAUACCUAAGAUUGGAAGUGAAUCUCAUGAUAAAACUCAUAUAUUAUUAUGUAGUAGAUCGAUGAAUUAGUAAUUUUUCAAUCGACACAAAACAUUUGAGGGUAGCUGAGAUAAUCGCCGCUUGCGUUUUAUGUAUGCGCCAAAAAUAAUAGCAUUGGCUUAUGUAAAUUUAAACACAGGCUCAGCAUAUCUACAAUUACAAUUAUGCAAACACCCUUGACAAACGCAAUCACUACGCUAUUUUAUGGAUUUAUUAUCAGUUGUUUUUCAGUCACCCAUAGAACCCAUCACAGAAAUAUUAUUUAAUAAUAUAUAUAAAAAUAUAUGCAUAAUAUAUAAUAUUCACAAGA